This is a messenger RNA of Porites evermanni, 312 nucleotides long. Lineage: Eukaryota; Metazoa; Cnidaria; Anthozoa; Scleractinia; Poritidae. The record is from the annotation of a GenBank genome assembly.
AUGUCCGGUCGAGGCAAAGGUGGAAAGGGUUUGGGGAAAGGAGGGGCCAAAAGACAUAGAAAAAUCCUUCGAGAUAACAUCCAAGGCAUCACCAAACCCGCCAUUAGACGCUUGGCUAGGCGAGGGGGCGUGAAGCGUAUCUCGGGCCUAAUUUACGAAGAGACACGUGGAGUGCUGAAGGUCUUCUUAGAGAAUGUCAUUCGUGACGCUGUAACUUACACUGAACACGCCAAACGAAAGACAGUUACCGCUAUGGACGUUGUAUACGCGCUUAAACGCCAAGGACGCACCCUGUACGGUUUUGGUGGCUAA